Haplochromis burtoni (Burton's mouthbrooder) is the source of this 1335-nucleotide messenger RNA. RefSeq names its product probable E3 ubiquitin-protein ligase HERC1. Gene Ontology annotation, molecular function: guanyl-nucleotide exchange factor activity. NCBI's taxonomy places the organism in Eukaryota, Metazoa, Chordata, Actinopteri, Cichliformes, Cichlidae. Gene Ontology annotation, cellular component: cytoplasm. The record is from RefSeq and is a predicted model, not a curated record.
AGGAUGCAGCUCGACAUAAUCCUGACCAGCCUCCAGGACCACACCCACGUGGCCUCACUCCUGGGUUACAGCUCUCCUGCUGAUGGCCCAGAGGUACUUUCAUCUGGCCCUGCCUUUACAGCUCUCCCAGAGCCUGCCUACGGCACCACCACAGGCCACCCCGACACUCACCUGGCCGAGAUUCUCAUGAAGACGCUGCUCAGGAACCUUGGCUUUUAUACUGAUCAGGCUUUCGGUGAGCUGGAGAAGAACAGUGAUAAGCUGCAGCAAGGCACAUCCUCCUCUGACAGCAGCCAGCCGGCUCACCUGCACCAACUUCUCUGCUCGCUGCAGAAGCAACUUCUAGCGUAUUGCCACAUCAACUCUGUUACUGAGAACUCCAGCAGUGUGUCAUUGCUCCACAAACAUCUGCAGCUGCUCUUGCCACAUGCCACAGAUAUCUACUCCCGCUCUGCAGCGCUGAUAAAGGAGAGCUCCUGGAAUGGCAGCAUACGGGAGAAGCUACAAGAUGUGAUCUACGUGUCAGCAGCAGGCAGCAUGCUGUGUCAGAUAAUCAACGCCUUACUGCUGCUUCCGGUGUCGGUGGCAAGGCCGCUGUUGAGCCAACUGCUGGAACUGCUGCCUCCUCUGGAUUGUCUGAACAGACUGUUGCCUGCUGCCUCUCCUCUGGAGGACCAGGAGCUGCAGUGGCCUCUUCAGGGUACCUCAGACUUUGCUGAGCCAGCCUCAGGAAUGACCCUGCCGCAGCCCGCACUUUCUUGGGUGUGGCUUGUGGACCUGGAGAGGACAGUCGCCCUGCUAGUUGGGCGCUGCCUUGGUGGGAUGCUGCAGGGAGCUCCUACCUCACUGGAGGAACAAGAUACUGUUUACUGGCUCAAAACACCGCUAUUUAGCAAUGGCUUGGAGAUGGACAUCCCCCAGCUAGACACCUGCAUCAGCUCAUUAUUGGAGGCUGCACUGUCUGGUAAUGAGGAGCAGAAACCCUUCGACUGCACACUGCAUCCUGACUUGAGUGUCUUGGUGGAUUUGGCCCUGGGUUCCUCUAAAGAACCUGCCAACAGCCUUUGGAUCAACAUGCAUGAGUACGCUAUUGGCAAAGACUGGGACAAUGCAUCUCUCAGUAAUGAGACCCUAUUAGACACUGUGUCCAGGUUUGUGUUGGCAGCCUUACUGAAGCACACAGGGCUGCUGGGCCAAGCCUGUGGAGAGGGCAGGUAUCAACCAUCUAAGUCCCUGGCAGAAGUCUAUCGCGGUGUUUUUAAGGUACGAAACCGCUUACUAGCCUGUAAGAACAUGGACUUCAUCCAGACACGAUCUUCUUCUCGUGAGAGGAGG